Xenopus tropicalis (tropical clawed frog) is the source of this 2507-nucleotide messenger RNA. It is a transcript of the gene naa35, whose product is annotated as N(alpha)-acetyltransferase 35, NatC auxiliary subunit. Lineage: Eukaryota; Metazoa; Chordata; Amphibia; Anura; Pipidae. The record is from RefSeq and is marked validated. Gene Ontology annotation, cellular component: NatC complex; cytoplasm.
CUUGUGACGUCGGGUUAGCUGUCAGGCAAGAGCAAGGGAGCUGGACCUUCAUGGCUUUGCGGGAUGUAUGAGUAGCGAUCCUGGACUGUGGGUUGUGUAAAGAAACUUGCGACUGUCGUCCGUAAAGCGAGACUGUUUGGUGGUUUUUUACCAUGGUUAUGAAAGCAUCUAUGGAAGAUGAUGACUCAGCAUGGGAACUUUCCAUGCAGGACAAGAUGGGAAAGAACAGUGCCAACUGGAUAGACAUAACACAGGAAUUCAGGGAUGCUUGCAGUGAACUGAAGCUGGGAGAGCUGCUUCAUGACAAACUGUUUGGUUUGUUUGAAGCCAUGUCUGCAAUUGAAAUGAUGGACCCAAAAAUGGAUGCUGGAAUGAUUGGAAAUCAGGUCAACCGUAAAGUCCUUAAUUUUGAACAAGCAAUAAAGGAUGGUACAAUUAAAAUUAAGGAUUUGAGUUUGCCAGAUCUAAUAGGAAUAAUGGACACAUGUUUCUGUUGCUUGAUAACCUGGUUAGAAGGUCACUCCUUGGCACAAACCGUUUUCACCUGCCUUUAUGUUCAUAAUCCAGACUUAAUAGAAGACCCAGCCAUGAAGGCUUUUGCUUUGGGCAUCCUCAAAAUCUGUGAUAUUGUUAGAGAAAAAGUUAACAAAGCGGCUGUUUUUGAAGAGGAGGAUUUCCAAUCAAUGACAUAUGGAUUUAAGAUGGCAAACAGUGUGACAGAUCUUCGAGUAACAGGCAUGUUAAAAGAUGUAGAAGAUGACCUGCAACGCAGAGUGAAGAGCACAAGGAGUCGCCAAGGAGAGGCAAGAGACCCUGAAGUAGAGCUCGAACACCAACAGUGUUUGGCAGUAUUUAGCAGAGUAAAGUUUACACGCAUUCUCCUGACUGUAUUAAUUGCUUUCACAAAGAAGGAGACAAGUGCAGUGGUUGAAGCAUCAAAGCUUAUUGGCCAAGCAGUUGACCUUUUGUCUGCAAUUCACAACUCCCUCUUACAUGGUAUUCAAGCCCAAAAUGAUACCACAAAGGGCGACCACCCAAUUAUGAUGGGAUUUGAGCCACUUGUUAACCAGCGGUUGCUUCCACCAACUUUUCCUCGAUAUGCAAAAAUAAUUAAGAAGGAGGAAAUGGUCAUCUACUUUUCUAAACUUAUAGAUCGGAUAAAAACAGUGUGUGAAGUUGUCAAUUUAACAAACCUACACAGUAUAUUGGAUUUCUUCUGUGAAUUCAGUGAACAAUCUCCUUGUGUACUCUCAAGAUCCCUCUUACAGACUACGUUUCUGGUGGACAACAAGAAGGUUUUUGGAACUCAUCUGAUGCAGGACAUGAUAAAAGAUGCAUUGCGGUCUUUUGUUAGUCCUCCUGCCCUUUCUCCAAAAUGUUGUCUGUAUAAUAACCACCAAGCAAAAGACUACAUUGAUUCCUUUGUGACUCACUGUGUUAGGCCAUUUUGCAACCUGAUCCAGAUCCAUGGACACAACAGGGCACGGCAGAGAGACAAACUUGGACACAUUCUAGAAGAUUUUGCCACUUUACAAGAUGAGGCAGAAAAGGUAGAUGCAGCCCUUCACAGCAUGCUACUCAAGCAAGAACCACAGAGACAGCAUUUGGCUUGCCUGGGGACCUGGGUUCUUUACCAUAACCUGCGAAUAAUGAUUCAGUAUCUACUGAGUGGCUUUGAGUUGGAGCUCUAUAGCAUGCAUGAAUAUUACUACAUUUAUUGGUACCUCUCUGAGUUCCUCUAUGCCUGGCUGAUGUCCACACUGAGUCGAGCAGACAGCUCACAAAUGGCAGAAGAGCGUAUAAUGGAGGAGCAACAGAAGGGACGCAGUAGCAAAAAAACAAAGAAAAAAAAGAAAGUUCGACCUCUGGGCAGAGAGAUCACCCUAAGUCAAGCAUAUCAGAAUAUGUGUGCUGGCAUGUACAAGACUAUGAUUGCUUUCGACAUGGAUGGCAAAGUAAGAAAGCCGAAAUUUGAACUUGAUAGUGAACAGGUUCGAUAUGAGCACAGGUUUGCACCAUUCAACAGCGUGAUCACACCACCACCAGUGCAUUACUUGCAGUUCAAGGAAAUGUCAGAUCUGAACAAGUACAGUCCUCCGCCUCAGUCUUCAGACCUGUACUUGGCUGCUAGCAAACAUUUCCAACAAGCAAGGAUGAUUCUAGAAAGCAUUUCCAGCCAGGAUCAGGAGGUUAAUGAGAUACUGAAGGUUGCUAAGAACAAUAUUGUUGUCAUGAAAUUGCUUGCUGGUGGUCACAAAAAAGACUCUAAGAUUCCGCCCGACUUUGACUUUUCUGCACACAAGUAUUUCCCUGCUGUCAAACUGGUAUAAAGUCUUUUCAUUCAACCCCCUACAUGCAGUGUUCCGUAUGCACCAACAAUAGAGCAACGUAUCCAAAUUCAGCCGGUUCGUCAGUUUUGUACAGCCCAUUGUGUAGAAAAUUGUUUGAAUAUUUGUGUGUUAAGAUUUUUUUUGGGAAAAAAGUAUUAAACAUUUGACAAAAACAAA